AUGCGACAAGUAGCAUCUAAGGGAUAUUAUUCGGUCGUGGCGCACAAUGAGAACCGAGCUCGCCCCAUCGCCUCGUGCUCGCAGUACGGUGGAUGUGUGGCAACUAUCUUGAACUCAGUUGCCCACCGUGCAAAAUCUUUUGGUCGGGACCCCACUAAAUUGGGCAGGUGGGCAUAUGUACGCGUCCAAGGCAAGCAGUUUGCAAGGCCAACAUCAGACGAUCAAGUUUGCGAAGCUUCCGAUGCUUCAAGGAGUCGGUUCUCUAGGGAUUUGGUUGUGGUGUCUGCGUACCGACCGAACCCUCCGGGGACUGGGGAGUCUACAGUGUGGGCACAACACCGGAGUUUCUUUCGCUCCCAAGGUCGACUGCGUGAACCAAGGGAGGCCUUUAUGGUGGACCUACUUCGAGCCAUCACCCAGUGGCGCGAUGAAGGAUGUGAAGUAAUUUUGGGGGUCGACGCCAAUGAGGACAUCAGCUCCACUAAGUCCUCUUCUUUUCGACAACGUCUUCGCGAUGUUGGUAUGGAGGAAGCUAUCCUCCAACGAUACCCUGGUCGAACGGUUGCCACUCAGCACCGGAACAAACGGGGCACACCGAUCGACGGCAUUUUCACGACCUCUGGGGUGGCUGUACAGGCUGGAGGCUACUACAACUUUGAUGAGUUUUUCUCGUGCGACCAUCGUGGCCUUUGGAUUGAUAUCGAUCUGGAGAAAUCUUUGGGCGGUUACAAACCACAGAAGACCCCGUACAAACCCCGCAAACUUACUAUGUUGGAUACUACAGCAGUCCGCCGUUACCUGCAACUUGUUCACAAGGGCUACGAGGAAUACUCCAUCCCAUCUCGCUUGGCGUCCCUACAUCACCAACUACAACUAAAUGAAGGGACCAUGACAGCAACAAUGGGUCGUCAUUAUAACUGCCUGCACCAUCAGAUGUAUGUUGUCAGGCGAAAGGCGGAGGACAAAUGUAGACGGGUCACUAAUGGAUUGGUGCCCUGGUCUCCCAAGAUGCAACAGUUUUGGGAUCGUCAAUCCUUGUGGAAGAUCCUUUUGAAGGGGAGGAAGGGUUGCCGGGUGAGUUCGCGUAAAAUCCGCAGACUGAUGAAGAAGGUUGGGAUACCGGACGCGUGGACAAAGACGACAACGGAAUUGGAGGCCGCCCUCUGUCAGGACCGGAAGGACUACCUUGAGGCUAAGACUCAUUAUGCUGCAAAGUGGCGAAAGGACUUUUUGACGGUGCAGGCGGCGAAGUCCAAAAAGAAACAAUGGCGGUCGCGAAAGGCCAGAGACCGUUUCCUGCGGUUACGGCGGAUGAAGCAACGGGAGGAGGCGAGACGCCGACGCCGCGCUCAGGGAAAAGGAUCUACUGGGGGGUUACACGCGAUCCAAGUCGAAGAAAGGCUGCCUUCAGGCGAAGUGGGCUUGCGGACUGUCUCCGAAAGGAGUCAAGUGGAACAGGGGUGCAUGCAGGAGAAUUGUGCACGGUAUGAUCAGACCAGAUCGCCUCAUAUGACCCCUCCAAUGGAUGCUCCAUUGUACCAAAUGUUUAAUGGCCAUGACGCGG
This is a messenger RNA of Cylindrotheca closterium, 1564 nucleotides long. Lineage: Eukaryota; Bacillariophyta; Bacillariophyceae; Bacillariales; Bacillariaceae. The record is from the annotation of a GenBank genome assembly.